Heterobasidion irregulare TC 32-1 is the source of this 684-nucleotide messenger RNA. RefSeq lists its product as uncharacterized. Lineage: Eukaryota; Fungi; Basidiomycota; Agaricomycetes; Russulales; Bondarzewiaceae. The coding region runs from base 1 to 684 and encodes 227 amino acids. The transcript has a single exon. The record is from RefSeq and is a predicted model, not a curated record.
AUGUCGUCCUUUCACGGGACCUACAUACCCUGCCUACGCCCAUACCCCUUCACCGACCGCCCCCACUCGACCACCUCUCCUUCGCAUGACGCCGGACCACCACCACGAGACUAUCCGAUCAGUAUACUGCGCAUCAGCGAGAGCAAUUACGUUGGAACGGACGGUAUAGGUUACUUGGUGAGUCGCGUCCCACCGUAUACAGCCCUCCUCCUUCCCUCAUCACCCUUGUCCGUAACAUGCAUCUCUGACUCCCGCACAGACGACACGCUCGCGGGGCGUCCCUCCUCGCCCAUAUUCCUCUCCACGUCUGCACCGUCUGCCGCCCGCUCCCUCAGACCACACGCUCAUUACACUUCUCUUACGCGUCUAGUCCUCCACCGGACUCUUGGGCUCGCUCGCCUUCCGCCCGCUCCCUCGCCCGACUCGCGCCGGCUCCCGCUGACGACACGCGCGUCGACUGAAUCGCGCCCGCACACUCCCGCUGACGACACGCGCUCUCUAUCCCUCACCCGACUCGCUUCCUCAGACGACACGCGCGUCGCGACUCGCGCCCACACAUCUCACAGGCGCGCGGGGCGUGCCUCCUUCCUUCCCCCGCGAUUCCGUGUCUGCCAGCCCACAGGAGCGUUGUGUCCUCCCAACGCGCGCCCGCUCCCUCUGACGAUACGCACCCACUUCCUCUGA